AUGGCAGUCGCUGGUCCAAUAAUAACCACCUACUAUCCUAUCUUCCUCAUACCGAUCUUCUGCCUUGUCGCCUUCAGGCUUCAAAGAGCUGCUAACAAAGGGGACAUCCGUCGUCUCCCGCUCGUGUCAACAUCCAUCUCACAUUGGCUUUUUGGCCAUGAGCUACUCGUCUUUAUGCACGAUGCAUCACAGAUGUACUCGAUUUGGGCUCAGUCCCUUGGCCGCGUCUACCGUAUCAAAGCGGCAUUAUUCCAUCCCGAUAUCGUGAUUGUCACCGACCAUAAGGCCGUUCACCACAUCCUCACCCACACCGAUUACGGCAGGGAGCCAUCAUUCAGACAGAUCAUAGCCCAUUCCGUAGGGAGAGGAAUAGUUUGGGCAGAUGGUGCAGACCAUGCGUAUCAAAAGCGACUUCUGUCGCCUGCGUUCACGUAA
Messenger RNA from Pleurotus ostreatus (oyster mushroom), 435 nucleotides. RefSeq lists its product as uncharacterized. The transcript is spliced from 2 exons. Lineage: Eukaryota; Fungi; Basidiomycota; Agaricomycetes; Agaricales; Pleurotaceae. The record is from RefSeq and is a predicted model, not a curated record. Gene Ontology annotation, molecular function: oxidoreductase activity, acting on paired donors, with incorporation or reduction of molecular oxygen; heme binding; monooxygenase activity. The coding region runs from base 1 to 435 and encodes 144 amino acids.